Molecule: messenger RNA, 1614 nt
Organism: Candida tropicalis MYA-3404
Lineage: Eukaryota; Fungi; Ascomycota; Pichiomycetes; Serinales; Debaryomycetaceae
Gene: RFG1
Product: HMG domain-containing transcriptional repressor
Exons: 1
Coding region: 1-1614 (537 amino acids)
Biological process (GO): anatomical structure morphogenesis; cell differentiation; negative regulation of transcription by RNA polymerase II
Molecular function (GO): RNA polymerase II cis-regulatory region sequence-specific DNA binding; DNA-binding transcription factor activity, RNA polymerase II-specific
Source: RefSeq, a predicted model, not a curated record
AUGUCAACUGCUAUCUACUAUUCUCCAUACAAUAAUAUGCAACAACAACAACAACAACAAUCUGGUCAACAAUCAAAUAUUACUUCUGCCGCUGUUUCUAACUCUGAUGAUUCAAUUAAACAUCCUUCAUCUCAUAAUACUUUGCCUUCUUUAGCACAAAUUAUUCCUCAAAACAAUAACAAUUCAGAUUCAACUUCUUCUCCAAAUAUCAAUCUUUACAAUAACUCAAUGUUUUAUCACAAUCAACAGCAACAACAACAACAACCACAGCAACAACCAGAACAGCUGCAACAUCAACAACAAUAUACUUCUAAUAACACUACUCCUACUAAUUCUACAUUUUCAAAUGACGAACAACAACAACAGCAGCAACAACAACAUCCUUCUCCUACUUCAACAAGUAUAUCAUCUUCUAGUAACUCCAAUAACCAGUCCAACCAAUCAAACAAAUGUAUUUGUAAAUCAAAAAUUAACAAGAUUCCAAGACCAAGAAAUGCUUUCAUAUUAUUCAGACAAAAAUACCAUCAAACUGUAUUGGAUGAAGGUACAAUAAUUAGAACUAAUCCUGAAGUUUCUCGAGAAUUAGGUAGAAGAUGGAGAAAUUUAUCUCCAAUUGAAAAAGAUCAUUGGAAUAAUUUGGCUGAAGAAGAAAAGAAAAAUCAUGCUAAGAAAUAUCCUGGUUAUAGAUAUACCCCAAGAAGAAAUGGUAAGAAUAAAAAUUGUCCUGUUUGUAAAGAUAAAGUCAACACUACUACCAAUAAUCCUGUCACCAAUACUUCAAAUUUGAAAAAUACUGCUACUAUUAAAAGUGCUAGUUUUAGUGGAGUCAGUAGUAAUAGUAGUACAUCAAAUAACAGUAAUGGUGAUUUAUCUAAUUUACACAAUGAUCAAUAUCAACAAUUUAUCCAGAAACAACAACAACAACAACCUAUUCAAAUACAAGCACAAAGUAUUAGUGCACAAUCUGCUAAUGGUAAUAAUAAUGGUCAAUUAUAUCCAACAGGAGCUAAUUUCCAAUCUUAUAUGAUUUCUCCAAGUCCUUAUCAACAACAGCAACAGAAUCAACAUACUCAAUUCAAUACUAAUGGGUCACAACCUAACUCUGCAAAUUCCCAACAAUUACAUUUCUACGAUGAUAAUAAUAACAAUGGAAAUAAAUUUUCUACAUCUUCUGCUCAACAUCAACAAGGAAGUAUACUACACCAUGGUGGUAGUAUUAGUGAACAAUCGAUAAUUGGAGGUAUUCCACCACAACAACAUCAAUUAGCUACUCCUACAUCACAUCCAGGUAUUCAUCCAAAUGGUAAUAAUUCACAACCACAAUUCUUAUUUAAUGGAAAUAAUUAUUCAACUUCAUUACCUAUUCAACAAUUAAAUAAUCAUCCUGCUGGAUCAGGUGAAUAUAGUAGUGGAGCCACCAAUAAUACAAAUAAUGGUUUUAUUAGUGGUACAAGUGGUUAUGAUUCAAGAUAUGUGUAUACUACAAAUGGUGGUAUAUUACAACAACAACAACAACCUGGUCAACAACAACAACAACAGCAACAAGCAGUUGUCAAUGGAGUUAUUCAACAUUAUGAUGGAUUCAAUGGUAAUAUUCAUCAACCUCCUCAAUAA